This is a messenger RNA of Aegilops tauschii subsp. strangulata, 1455 nucleotides long. RefSeq names its product nifU-like protein 3, chloroplastic. Gene Ontology annotation, molecular function: iron ion binding; iron-sulfur cluster binding. The record is from RefSeq and is a predicted model, not a curated record. Gene Ontology annotation, biological process: iron-sulfur cluster assembly. Gene Ontology annotation, cellular component: chloroplast stroma; mitochondrion. Lineage: Eukaryota; Viridiplantae; Streptophyta; Magnoliopsida; Poales; Poaceae.
AUAUCUUCACAUGUUUGCAGUUUGUAGUAGAUCUGCAGAUACCGUGGGCCCGCGGCAAGGAGUUAUCCUGGGCUGCUGCUGCUGCUGUCCUUGGUUGGUACUGGUAGUCGUCGUCACAGCCCCGGCCCUGGGGCCUGCCCACCAGUACAACAGCCUCUGAAGAAAACCCUGGACAGGUUGUUGUUGUUGCUGCUGCUGUUGCUUCGGCAUGUUCGAUCCCUGCCUUCCCAGGAUUCUAGGACGCCCGUAUCUCAAACCAGGCCUUUGUUAAUCCCAUGAUUGCACCGACAAGGAGCCUCCAUGCCAUAUGCCCAAUAUCAGACAAGCAAAUAUCUAACAUGGAAAGGAACUCCGCAACGUCAUGGACUCACGGCCAUCCACGUACCACUCAGGGUCAGACAAGCAGCAUCAACUCUGGAUAACUUGGAGAACAAAUCUACUGGCUCUUGUUGCGCUCCCAGUCCCAGACAAGAUAUUCGAUGGUUCCUUUCCUUUCACGAGAGACUAGGCACGGGUGGCCAACUUGCACAUGAUAAAGACGCCUCUUUGCAGUAGGCUUUUCAGUUCGAUCAUGGGCCCUAGGCCCUGGAGUCGAUGGGCCACAUUAGGCCCAACGAACCUUCACCUUGGUGAAAGGUGAACCACAUCCAGAAGCGAAAAGGAAUCACGAACGGGUGAGCCUGCCUACGGCUGGCUCGACAUCCACGACACACUCCCCCCGCAAACCCUCGCGGCUAGCAAGCAAAAUCGGCUUCAGAUGAGGCCGUACUCGCCGAAUCUCCGGCAAGCCGCUGCCGGCGCCGGCGCCACCAGCGCCCCCCUUGCAGCAGCUCUCGGCAAGAGUUCUUCGAGCUCCCUUAUCCAUGGCCGUCUCAGCUUCGGCCACACGUUGCUGCAGACACCGAACCACCGCGCCAAGAGAGCAGGGUGGGCGGUGCGGGUGCUUCCCCUGACGGAGGAGAACGUGGAGAGGGUGCUGGACGAGGUGCGGCCGAGCCUGAUGCGGGACGGAGGCAACGUCGCCCUGCACGAGAUCGACGGCCUCGUCGUCGUGCUCAUGCUCCAGGGCGCCUGCGGCUCCUGCCCCAGCUCCACCAUGACGCUCAAGAUGGGAAUCGAGUCCCGCCUCCGUGACAAGAUCCCCGAGAUCCUCGAGGUCGAGCAGAUCCACGACACCGAGACCGGGCUUGAGCUCAACACAGAGAACGUCGAGAAGCUGCUAGAUGAGAUCAGGCCGUACCUUUCCGGCACCGGAGGUGGAAGCCUUGAGCUUGUUCAGAUUGACGGUUUCGUCGUCAAGAUUCAAAUCAGUGGACCUGCAGCAGGUGUAAUGACAGUACGUGUAGCUGUAACACAAAAGCUGAGAGAGAAAAUACCAUCGAUCCUGGCUGUUCAGUUGACAGAGUAGAAACAUGUGCAUCAAUCGAAGGAAGACAAAAUUCAGCUUUGUGAUUA